Molecule: messenger RNA, 1189 nt
Organism: Paramecium sonneborni
Lineage: Eukaryota; Ciliophora; Oligohymenophorea; Peniculida; Parameciidae
Source: the annotation of a GenBank genome assembly
AUGUUUAAAGUUCUUAUUGCUCUUAAAUCAUAAUAAUAAUUCAAAUGUUCUGUGACUAUGGGAGGAAAGUCUAAAGUAGUAACACUACCUUAAACUGAAGGAUUAACAUUUAAUGUUGAGUAAUGUAAAUUAAUAUAUAAUAAGCUAAUUAAGUUCAAUCUAAUUAAAAUACAAUGACGAAAUCUUUAGAAUUUAAAUUAAUGAAGAUAUAACAGAAACAACUGGUGAAUAUAAAUUUACUAAUGUAAGUGGAUAAUAUUACAUUGUAUUGAUAUAAGAUGUUGAAAAACCAUCUAAAUUAAACAUAAAAUAAAAUGUUUAAACUUCAGAAUCACCACAUAGAAAAAAUGAUACAGAUAGAAGUUUAACAGCUAGUACUAAAAAAUUUAGUUUUAAGACUCCUAAAAAUAGAUAGAAAUCUGAAUCAAAUUAAAAAUUAACAUAAUCAUUUUUUUUAGGAGAUAAUUUAAUGGAAUAAUUAAAACAAGAAAACAAUUAACUUAAAUAAAAAAUAAUAGAACUUGAAAAUUUAGUAAUUAAGUUGUAAGAAUAAAAUGAAUAGAAAAUAGAGAAAGUAGUUUAAACUAAAUAAGAAAUUACAACAAGUGAUAUUAGAAAUGAUUUUUAAAAUUUAUUGAGACUGCAAAACAAGUAAGCAUAAGAGAAUAAACAAUUACUAAAAUAGUUAAUGGAUUUAGAUGCUAAUUAUUAAGAAGUAAUGGAUAAGAAAUCUUAGGUUGAUUAAGAAGUUAUUAAAUUAAAAUAAACCAUUAGUUAAUUUGAUUGUCAAAUAACAUAAUUAAAGAGCAGAUUAACAUAAUUUGAAAUAGAUGGAUUAAGUUAAAACAUAAAAUUAAAUUUAUAAAUUACUUAACCAAUAGAAAAUGAUGAAAUAGUUGAUAAUUUGAUUAAAUAAAUAUUAAAAAUGAGAGCUACUGGAUCUCAAUACAUUCCAAUAAAAGAAGAUAAAUUGGAUUCUAAAUUAGCAUAAGUGAUAGCUAAAGAUUACACAUAAUAAUAUUAAUUUAUUAGAUUAAAAUAAGGAUUAUAUUUAAUAGGUGAGGAAUAAUAUUAACUAUUUUUGUAAGAGAACAAGAUUAUGAUAACAACUGAAGAUGGUGUAUUAUAAUUAUAAGAUUUUUUUAAAAAUAGAAAGAGAGUAAAAUCAACAAAUGUUCGUAAAGCAUGA